AUGGAUGCCGUACUGAAGCUGGUUGAGAAGCAGCGAAAUGGCGAGACUAUUGAAUUCAGCCAGAUCAAACAGGUUGUGGAUUCGUAUGUCUCCCUCGGCCUGGAUGAGACCGACCCUACGAGAUCGACGCUUGAAAUUUACCGAUUCCACUUCGAGAAGCCGUUCCUCGAGGCGACCGCAAAGUAUUACCAGAACGAGUCAAAACACUUUGUGGCUGAGAACACGAUUGUGGAAUACAUGAAGAAGGCCGAGGAGCGGUUGGACGAGGAAGAGGAGCGCGUGCGCAUGUAUCUUCACGCCGACAUACUGGCAUCGCUGCGGAAGACUUGCGAGACGGCUCUCAUCACGGAUCACGCGUCUGUGCUUCGGGAUGAAUUCCAGGUUCUACUCGAGAAUGACCGCGAACAAGACAUGGCUAGGAUGUACGGUUUGCUUCUUCGGAUUCCCGAAGGCCUGGAUGCCCUCCGCCAAAAGUUCGAAACUCAUGUCCGUAAGGCCGGACUUGGUGCCAUCCAAAAGGUGGCCUCUGAGAACACUGAGAAGCUUGAGCCCAAGGUCUACGUCGACGCUCUAUUGGAGGUUCACACCCAGUACUCCGGCCUCGUGUCCCGUGCUUUCCGCGAGGAGGCCGAGUUCACGCGGUCUCUGGACAACGCUUGCAAAGAAGCGGGACCGGCAUCGAGGAGACGGAGCUGGAGAACACCUUGA
Molecule: messenger RNA, 708 nt
Organism: Verticillium alfalfae VaMs.102
Lineage: Eukaryota; Fungi; Ascomycota; Sordariomycetes; Glomerellales; Plectosphaerellaceae
Product: cullin-1
Exons: 2
Coding region: 1-708 (235 amino acids)
Biological process (GO): protein ubiquitination; SCF-dependent proteasomal ubiquitin-dependent protein catabolic process
Cellular component (GO): SCF ubiquitin ligase complex
Molecular function (GO): ubiquitin protein ligase binding
Source: RefSeq, a predicted model, not a curated record